Molecule: messenger RNA, 6519 nt
Organism: Phaedon cochleariae (mustard beetle)
Lineage: Eukaryota; Metazoa; Arthropoda; Insecta; Coleoptera; Chrysomelidae
Source: the annotation of a GenBank genome assembly
AGUCUGGUGUGGAGAAUACAACCAGGAUGUACAUUCAUCCCGCCUCCGAAAAUUUUCCCGUGAAAAUCACGUAGCGGUCGCUGAAAAUGUCUGUGAUACCCAAUUUUCCCUCGAUUAGCUGAAGAAAAUUCACUACCAUUCAACACUCCAAGCAGUAAACUGAUUCUGACAUGCCUGUGGAUGAACGAUUGGCGAGAAGCGUAGCUUUAGAACAAGCUUAUGUACACGACGUCUACGAGGAGUUCUAUGACAACCCCAGAAGCAAACCCUGGGUCAAGGUCGAAGAGUUUCUCAACGAAUUGGAACCGGGUUCCAUCAUCUGUGAUGUUGGAUGUGGUAAUGGAAAAUACCUCAACGUGAACACAUCAAUUUUCAAUAUAGGAGGAGAAAAAUCGAACAGACUGAGCGAAGUAGCAAGAGAAAAAGAAAAUGAAGUGAUCGUUCUGGACAAUCUGGCUCUCCCCUUCCGGGAUGAGAGUCUCGACGCUGUGUUAUCUAUAGCAGUAGUUCACCACCUUGCCACCACCGAAAGACGUAUAUGCGCUUUGAAGGAGCUCGCCAGAGUAUUGAGGAUCGGAGGUCGCAUCAUAAUCUCUGUUUGGGCUAUGGAACAAAGUCACAGGAGGUUUGAGUCGCAAGAUGUUUUAGUCCCUUGGCGUCGGCCGAGACAUAUUAGCACCCCAUCCCUAGAGCUAACGUCUACAACAACCAAUUCAGAGGAUGACGGGCAGCCGGCCUACCACGCGUACACUCAAACCUCCGACAGUGACUCAACCAGGUCGAUGAAAUCGAAAGGGUCGACUUUCCGCAAGAAAGGCAAAACCCGCACCAAGGGCCGGUCCAUCGACCCGGGCCGAAGCUCUUCACAGAGCAGUUCCAGCCUUUCCAGCCCGAACGAAACCUGCUACAGCUUCGUUCGACGGGCCAUCCAGAAGCUAGCAGGCAGUCGAAGAGUGGGUGCUCAUCGGCCGUGGUUCCUCGAGAGCUGGACGAAUUGCGCUAAAGAGCCACAGCCUAAAAAGUACGACCUAAACGGCUGCGAUUGCUGCGACUGCAUGGAGAACGCGCAAGACAUUCCCAUAGAGCUGAGGAGGAUAGACGACGAGGAGCUGCCUCAGCGAAGACAGACUUUCCCAUCGUCACAGCUUAUAAACGAAAUAGCGCACUUGAAGUCGAGGAGCAUGACCAAUAUGAAGGCAGCCGAAGAAACAACAGCUAGUGAAGCUGAGAACCAGAGCAACCCCACCGUUAAGAACAACGACAUACCACCAGAAGAGCUAUCCCUGCCACCGCCAAAGACAACGCUGAAGCCUAAACCGAAGCUGGUGAAGCAGAAGAAAUCGAUGUGCGAAGAAGAUGCUGACGAAGCUCUGGACCAACCCACGGAUAUGGAGAACUUAGUGCAUCUUCCAGAGUUGAGAACUUCUCUAGGAAGACUACAACGUGGAAGUGUACUCAAACAGAGAUCGCUGAAUGAAGAGCUGAUGUCGACUGAUAGGAUGCAGGAGAAGGAGAAGCUCAGAAGGAAUAUCCAAAAGCAGGCUUCGCUGAAUGAGGAUUUGAUCUAUCAGCGAUCGCAUGCCUUCGACAAUUUCAAGGACUCAUUAUUUUAUGUAUCUACUUCCAAGCGCUUCCAACUCAUCAAAACUGGAUUUACGAACAAGUUCAAGAAUUCGACGACCAAUAUCGAGAAAGUUACUGGAUCUUCACUGAAAAAUGGAUUUGUCAGAAUUUUCCAAAACUGGAAAAGCGCUGAUCUAAUCUCACCAACGAUUCCUGAAGACGAACCGUUAGAGAACUUGAAAUUGCCGUCUGCGCCCUCUGUCGAUGACAAAAAAGAAUCUGAUGGCGAAAGAAGGCCCUCCAAAGAAGAUGGUUCCGAUUCCUCAAAAGACAGCAGCUUGCAGAGCGAUACCAGCGUAGACUCAGAAGAUUCCUUCGCUUCAGUAAUCUUCGUCCCCAAAUCUGACCCCAUGUCCCCCACGAAUUUCUCCCCAGGACCCACAUCUCCUCGUUUGAAAACCAGCUCGGUACCCAACUCCCCUAGAAUCAAACAAUCGUCGUGUCCAACCAGUCCUAGGAUCAAACAAACACCUCUUAUGGUGUAUCCCUUGACGAAGCAGCAAAGUUCUCCCAAGCCAUCAACAGAGUCUUUGAUUGACAAAUCCGAACGGGACCAUAUCAUCGAAGAAACAGUGCCUAAGGAUCCUAGCAAAACCUUAGUCCAGAAGUACUCUGUCCCACAAAUACCCAAGUUCAUCCGUACUAGCUUGAAUACCCCGAGUACCAAUAUCACUCCACCUAGCCCUGAAAAACCACUAGUACCAGCAGCACCAUCAUCCCUGGACGUAGAGACAAGAAAUGAAAGACUGAAGAAGAUUAAAGAACUCCUCAAUCAAAAACCGGAGCUCUCCAGCAAAAAGUCCAAGUUCCCAAUAGUACGCCAAACCUCAGUCACUAACGGCAAAGUGGAAGCUAUCGCCAAGCCCUUACCCAAGCUUCUGACCCUCGAACUCUUUAAUCCCGAAACUGACGAUAAAGAUAGCGACUCAAGCUGUGUAUCCUCACCAGACUCAGUAGAUAGCGUUAUUAGUAUUAACAGAGAAAGAAAAUCCCAGGCAAACCUGCCGUUCAAGUUCCCAGCGACGAACGACAAGCGUCAUGCGAAGAUGAGCUUGCUAGAAGCUGCAGCCGACGUGGCUCACACUCUAGACGAAGCUGUGGACAAAGUUAUCAAGUCCAGCCCGAGGAGGAAGGCGAUGCUGAAGACAGGCGACGUUCUUUCCAUACUACAACGAAGGUACUCGGCUGACACCACUCCCCUCUUGGGAGAGGAGUGCGCAGAGAAUUGGGACGAAGAUUGCACAAAACACUUGACCGACUUCGCGGACAAGCUCAGCGAGAAGCUGCUCCAGGAAAUCGAUCAGUACCAGGUGAAGACGAGGCUGUGCAACUCCAACUACAACUUCGACGAUCCCUACAUCAGUCGGUUGAGCGAGGAGUUGGAUGACCUUUCGAAGCUGAGCGCCGAGAUCCAGAAGCAGAACGAGUACUUGUCGAAGUUGAGUGAUAGUGAUAAGUUGUUGGGGAAGAAACCUGCCAAAUGCAAACCCAGUGAGUGUGAGUGUGUUAGAACUAGGAACGUUAACGAAGUGAACAACGCGAAACCAUCGGUCGUCGAUAGUGAGUGUUCCGGUCACAGGGGAGGUGGUAGUAACCAUAAUGGGGAAGAAUCUGUGAGGAGUACGAGUCGUCCUUGCGGAGGGAGUGCUGAGGGCGAGGUAGGUGUUCUAUCGAAGAUGUCUUCUAGCACCAAGCCGACCAUUAGGUUGGGAACCUCUUCCGACUCCUGUGAUUCUGAAAAAGGCAGCAGCACGAACUCCAUGGUAUCGAGCGUGGCGACCUCCAUCAACUUCGGCCCCUCCAUCGAGUCAAACGACGGGUACUCGGGGGAAUCCCACAAGGACACGAACUCGAUGAGCCGGCACAGCGACGGUGGUAGCACAGCCUCCCUAAACUCCUUUCCCGACUGGAAAGCAGCCAGAAGGCCCGAUUCGAAAGCGGAAAGCACCCUGAGCCUGGACAGCCCCAGGCGCCAGGAGACCAAGGGGCUGAUCAGCGAAACGUCCGAAGACAGCCUGCCCACUGACAACAUGGGGGGCGAAAUCACCUACCACAGGUACUACCAUGUUUUCAGGGAGGGGGAGCUGGACCAACUGAUAGAAAAAUACGUAGAAAAUUUGCAUAUUAUAUCCUCGUACUACGAUCAUGCCAGCUGGUGUAUCAUUGCCGAAAAGGUCCACGUGUGGACCAUCUGACCUGUUAACUAUUGUAAUCUAGUCAAAGCACAAUGUAUAUACAGAAUUUUCUUCAUAGGGAGGCGUUUGUGAAUGCAGGCUUUUUUUUAUAUUCAGUCUGAAUAUCUGUUCUUCAGCAUUUUCUUAUAAUUGCUAAUAAGGGUGGGGCAUAGGAAUGGAGUGUUUUUGGUUUGGGUGGUACUCGGCCAUUAAAAAAUAACAAUAACGAACACGCGUCUAGCGUCCACCGCUGCAUGAUGGCAACUGUGAAAAUGAAAUGCUUCGAGUCGAGGAAUGGAUUUCCUAAUGGUCACGAGUACUAACCAAACCAAAAACACUUGGUUCCUAUGCCCCACCAUGUACUGUUGAAUCGCACUAAGAGGAAUGCCUAAAAUAUGCUCCUGGAGCAGCAAGAUAGACAAGAUAUGGAUAUGUAUGGAGUUCAUUGCAAGUUUUGAAGGCUUAAGCGAGGUAUCUUAUACCAACUCAAUUUUUAUUUUUAACCGUCUGAAUGAUCAAGCUUGUCUAAUUCGUUUCUCAACUAGAGACUUCAUCAGAACCUUAAAUUUUCGUGUUUUUAUCGCCCGCCGAGUGUGAAUUCGAGAUAAUAAUAACCGCCUUAGGGGAGCAAUGAAGCAAAUAAUGAUGUCAUAUAUUAUAAUGAACAUAAAAUAAUUGUGAAAAUGGUUUCUAUGUAUGAACAUAAACAAUAUAUUCUGGCUAUUACCGUGAAACUCUUCGCAAAAACCUGAGAAAGCAUUAUAUUUUUUCGAGACUUUUCGGGCAUACCUAUCUCGUUUAUAUUUGAGUGUAUUGAGGCCUCUGGCUGUUAUUUCUACCAAGCUACAGGAGUUUUUCUAAUUCUAACAUAUUAUAUUCAAAUCCACCACUACCCUUCCACAUGAUAAAAUUGCUGAGAUAUUAGAGAUUUUUUCCAGAGGGUAUUUCUUAUUUACGCCCAACUCAUCAUCAGGGUGUCGCAUUCAAAAACUAAACCAGAACCAGACCCUCUUGAUAUCGUAAACAAUUUCAAUCUAGGUACUGUUCAAUGCUGUAAUAAACUCUUAGAAAAUAAAGAUUAUGCUGAAAUUGAACGAAUAUUUUGACAUUAAUUUAUUAAAUAUCAAUAGAAAUUUCUUUGUAUUUCAAUUCGCCGCCUGCAUUAGUCUACUAGAAGUUUAUACAGUCGUGAUGCUCUAUUAUUUUUUCUUAUAUUCCAAAUGUUAAGCUCAAAAUCUAGUGAAGAUUUUCGUAUAUGUACCUAAUCUAUAGUUAGCUGAUAAUAUUAGUUGUUAUAUUUUUUAUACAAAUGAAAUUAUAUCAAGCAAACCACCAUUACCAAUACAAUCUAUGUUUUAGUUUCAAAAGCUCAUUCAGAACGUUAAUUUCAAUGAAUUCGAUUACUUAUAGAAAUCAAAUUUUUAUUUUGAAAUCAAGAAGAAAUAAUAAAAUCCAUAUGUCUACAUAAAAAAUAUCCACAAGGCUGUUGGAUUUAGUUGAGAGCAGUUUUUUUUUUCAUCAGAUUUUCAUCAAUUAUUUUCAUAUUUUUAUUGUUUCACGCUGUUUGAAAGAUAAAUUGUAUUUGUAGUGGUGUGAUUAAAAGAUCUUGUUGAAGGUGAUUACCUACUUAGAAAAUGACAAAUAUAGCAAAAUGUUGGCAGAAAUUACUUAUCGUUAAUAUAAAUAUUGUUCCAUUCAUUAAAAAACAAUAAUAAAUAGCGCUAUAAUUAGGUUUUUUCUAUCACGUUCUCAUUGGUAUAAAUAUAUGAUUAUCCAUCAUAUCUCAAGAAUGUAUUUAGCAAAUACUAUCAAUAACUAUAUCUAGCCUCAAAUUUGUGCUAUCUUUUGAAAAAAGUUACAAGUUACAGAACUAAUUUUUUUUUUUUUUUUUUUCGAAAAAUGUAUGAAAGUGAGCUACCUACUAUAUAAAAGAAACAUUUGGGAAAAUUCACAAAUAUAUCAUAUAUACCAGUCUGAUAACGGAUUAUUUACUUGAUUAGUGAGUGGAACAAUCGUGUAGAAAUAAGUAUCUUUUCAUAGUUUUACAGCAGCUAUCAUGCUAUUUUCAUCAUAUCUUUAUCGAGAAAAGUUGGUAAAAAUGUUAACAGAUUUCAGAAAUAUGCAUAAUAAUUGAAAACUUUUUGUUGAAUACACUGUCAUUAUUUGUAGAAAUCAGACAAAUAAUUGUACAUACUUUACAAUUUUCAAUUUUAUUCUGAUACUUUCAUUAAUUUCUUCUAUCAACCAACAAAAAUCCCACAAAGAUAUAGGAGAUUGAAUUACAGAUCAGAUGCCACCUAUUAAAGACAAUUCUAUAUAUAUUAUGUUUUCGGAAAAAGUGCCACUUGAAAAUGCAUUUUUGAGUACCUAUAUGAUAGUUAUUGAAUUGGUUGAAACAUAAUUCGAUCAUAUGUUUCACGUUCUAAAUGAUUUUCCCUAUCAAUCAUUAUCUGAACUCCUAUAUUUUCAGUGCGAUUUAUGUAUUAUAUAUUGUAGGUUCGUUUGAUUCAAUUAUCUAUUAACUUCCAUUUUGAGUUUGUCAUUAUAUUGAUUUAACUAUACGAAAAAGUAUUAAACUUUGUGCCUGUCUUUAUAUGAAAUUUUGAUAUUUAUAGGGUUUCAACGAAUACUUGAUGUGACAAUGUAAUUUCACUCCUUAUAAUUACUUACUAUGAAUACUAAAAAUAUAUUUUACCUUGUUGUGUUUAAUAAAAAUAUACUC